AUGUUCGCUGCGGACCUCACUGCAAUCGAUAAGCUACGCACCGACGCCGUCCAUGUUCAGGAAGCGCACGUUAGUGGUAUAGCCAAGAUAUCGGGCUACGCAGCCCAGUUGCAAUGGAUCAGUGGGAAAUUCCCCAUAGAUAUUGGAGCGGACUUUGCAUGGUAUCCAGCUUUAGGAUACAAUACCCAUAAACCUGUGACGCAAAAUAAUCUCCAAUUUGAGCGCGCAAAUAUCCUCUAUAAUCUCGCGUCUCUCUACUCCCAGCUCGCCACCUCUUCUCCUCGUGAUACUCAAAAUGGGCUCAAGGUAGCUUGUAAUUACUUCUGCGCGGCCGCUGGGGUCAUGUCGUACCUCAAGGACUCAGUACUGCCUGAGCUUCGCUCCACUCCGCCAGAAGAUAUGGAUCCCAUUACCCUCGAGUGCGUAGAACAGCUCAUGCUCGCCCAGGCACAAGAAUGUUUCUGGCUUAAGGCCGUCGUCGACGGGCAUAAAGACAGUCUGGUAUCCAAGCUUGCCGCCAAAGUAUCCGACUUCUAUGACGCGGCUGGGGAGCUCGCAAUUAAGAGCUCAAGUAUCUCCAGCGAGUGGAUCCACCAUAUGAGCGCCAAGCACCACCACUUUGCUGCGGCAGCGCAGUAUAGGGCUGCGUGUGAUUGCUUAGAGAAGAGCAAAUACGGAGAGGAGGUCGCCCGCUUAAAGGAUGCUCUGGAUGCGGUUAACGAGGCUUUGAAAGAAGCACGAUACCUCAAUAAGAUUGUCCUGGGUGAUCUCCAGGGAUUGAAAGAGAAAGUUACAGACACUCUGAAAGGCGCGGAGAAGGAUAACGACUUGAUUUAUCUCAAUCCAGUCCCACCGGCGAGUGCACUGACAAAGAUCCAACGCGCGCCAAUGGUGAAUAGCAAAAUUCCAAAGGAAAUCUCAGAAUCUCAGACGUUACUCGUAGAAGGAGGCCCAUAUGGUGCUCCGCUAUUUGCGAAGCUCGUACCAUUUGCUGUUCACGUAGCGGCCAGCAUCUACGCGGAGCGUCGUGACAGACUAGUCAAUACCUCUUUAAUUGAAGAGCUCUCGUCUCUGACCACGAGGCUUCAUGACCUGCUUCAAUCUCUCGGCCUCCCUGGUUCCCUCCAGGCCCUUGAAAAGCCACUCGGUCUUCCCCCGGGUAUCAUUGCUCAUGCGGAGGAGAUGCACCAACAAGGGGGGAUUGGCACACUGUUAAGAAGUAUGGACGACAUCGCAAAGUUGAAGGCGACCGACCAUGCGAUAUAUCAAGAAGCGGUAGAGAUGCUGGAGGCCGAGGAAAAAGAGGAUGAUAAGCUCAGAGCGAAGCAUGGGACCGAUCGAUGGUCUAGAGAGCCGAGUAAGGCUGCAGGCGCGGGAUUUUGGGCACAUGUGGAUGAGUAUAAUGGGAUAUUGAAGAGUGCGGAGAAUAGUGACCGGGUGGUAAAGAAUAAGAUGGAAGAGAAUGAGGGAUUAUUGAGGUUAUUGGGAGGAGGGGAUAGUCGGGCCCUUCAAGACUUUGUGCCAAACUCCGCAAGGGCUACCCUCACGCCAAAGAUGGAUCGUGAAGUUGGAAAGUUACGGCAAUGCCUCAACGAAGUAUCUAGACUUGAGUCUAGAAGACGUCGAAAAAUUGAGAGUCUUCGUGAGAAGGCCAAAGCAGAUGACAUUACAUCCGCAAUUCUUAACGAAGCUUCCUCCCUUGAACGUGCCAAUCCUCUCUGCAAACUCGAGCCUGCUCACUUUGAGCCCCUUUUUGAGUCACGCCUAUCCUCUCACUACUCAACAGAGCGCUCCCUUCUAGCCGAAGAAUCCGAAGCCCAACAAGAUUUAAUAGAGCGAUUACGCGAGGCAAACAGCUCGUUCCUGGCUUGCCGUAAAGGAGAAAACGUAAAUAAGGACCGAGAAAAGGCGCUACAAGGUCUUGAGAACGCAUACCUAAGAUACCGCGAAAUCAUGAACAACCUUGAUGUCGGCCGGAAAUUCUACAACGACCUCAACAAACUAAUGGUAAGAUGGAGAGACGGAUGUAAAAGUUUUACAUAUGGGAGAAGAAUGGAAGCAGGGCAGUUUGAGGAUGAGAUAACGAACGCAAUGCAAGCUAUACGCCUCUCGCAAACACCUGUGCUACAACCACAGAGGCCGACGCGAGAGUCACACCCGCAGCAGCAGAUACCACCGAUUAUAGCACCGCCGUUGCAGAAUAGGCCAGCGGCGACGGGCACUCCAUUACCUGCGCCAGUUCCGAGGCCGGUUGCGUUGCCGGCCCCAGGACUGUGGAAGGGGAAUUCUACCACGGAGAUUAUAUUUUCAGACGACAAAGGCGGGCGAUGA
Molecule: messenger RNA, 2331 nt
Organism: Morchella sextelata
Lineage: Eukaryota; Fungi; Ascomycota; Pezizomycetes; Pezizales; Morchellaceae
Exons: 6
Coding region: 1-2331 (776 amino acids)
Cellular component (GO): endosome
Molecular function (GO): protein binding
Source: RefSeq, a predicted model, not a curated record